GUGACGAACUGCUGGAACCUGAGACUGCAGCCGUUCCACGAUGCCGGUGAUGAAGGGCCUCCUCGCUCCGCAGAACACCUUCCUGGACUCCAUCGCAAACCACUUUGAUGGAACCCACAGUAACUUCCUGCUGGGGAACGCGCAGGGCCGCUGCGGAUACCCCAUUGUGUACUGCUCUGAUGGGUUCUGUGAGCUGACCGGCUUCGCCCGCACCGAGGUGAUGCAGAAAACCUGCACGUGCAGCUUCCUCCACGGCCCCGAGACCAGCCAGCAUGUGACUCAGCAGGUGGACAAAGCCCUGGAGGGACAGCGGGAGUACCAGGAAGAAGUCUGCUUCUACAGGAAGAACGGAAACCUGUUCUGGUGCCUCCUGGACAUCGUGCCCAUCAAAAACGAGAAAGGCGAGGUGGUGCUGUUCCUGCUGUCCUUCAAAGACAUCACUGAGGCUUAUGGGAAAGGCCAUCACUUCGCUCAGGGAGAAGGUUUGUCUGAAGCCGCUCACCAAGGCAGGAAAAGCCAGCGGUCGCACUUCUCCAGAGCUCGAGAAAGAGGGAGGAGCUUCCUGCACCAGCUGAACAGCUUCUUCACCCAGAGGGGCAAGAGGAAGCUGACCAGCAGCGUGUUCCAGAAGCCGUCCGUACCCGAGUACAAGGUGGCGGCCGUGAAGAGGUCCCGCUUCAUCCUGCUGCACUACAGCGUCUCCAAAGCGCUGUGGGACUGGCUGAUCCUGCUGGCCACCUUCUACGUGGCCGUCACCGUGCCUUACAACGUCUGCUUCGUCAGCCACGACGAGGGCGGCGACCGGCGCUCGCUGGUCAGCCGGAGCACCAUGGGCAGCGACAUCGCGGUGGAGAUGCUCUUCAUACUCGACAUCGUCCUGAAUUUCCGAACCACCUACGUGAGCCAGUCGGGUCAGGUGGUGUACGACACCCGCUCCAUCUACCUCCAUUACUGCACCACCUGGUUCUUUGUGGAUCUGAUCGCCGCGCUGCCGUUCGACCUCCUCUACGCUUUCAACAUCACGGUGACCUCUCUGGUGCACCUGCUGAAGACGGUCCGCCUGCUGCGUCUGCUGCGCCUCUUGCAGAAGCUGGACCGUUACUCGCAGUACAGCGCCGUGGUCCUCACCCUGCUCAUGUCCGUCUUCGCCCUGCUGGCUCACUGGAUGGCCUGCGUCUGGUACGUCAUCGGGCGCAAAGAGAUCGAGAGCAGCGACCCCAUCACCUCUGACAUAGGUUGGCUUCAGGAGCUGGGGAAGCGGCUGGAGACGCCGUACAUCAACAGCACGGUGGGCGGGCCGUCCAUGCCCAGCGCCUACAUCGCCUCGCUCUACUUCACCCUCAGCAGCCUCACCAGCGUCGGGUUCGGCAACGUGUGCGCCAACACGGACGCAGAGAAGAUCUUCUCCAUCUGCAUUAUGCUCAUGGGAGCCCUGAUGCACGCCGUGGUCUUCGGCAACGUGACGGCCAUCAUCCAGCGGAUGUACUCCCGCCGCUCGCUCUACCACACCCGCAUGAAGGACCUCAAGGACUUCAUCCGUGUGCACCGUCUUCCUCAGCAGCUGAAGCAGCGGAUGCUGGAGUACUUUCAAGCCACCUGGUCGGUCAACAACGGCAUCAACGCCAAUGAGCUGCUGCAUGACUUCCCGGACGAGCUGCGGGCCGACAUCGCCAUGCACCUGAACAAAGACAUCCUGCAGCUCCCCGUGUUCGAGCGAGCCAGCCGAGGCUGUCUGCGCUCGCUCUCCCUGCACAUCAAGACGUCCUUCUGCGCGCCGGGGGAGUACCUCAUCCGCCACGGAGACGCCCUGCAGGCCAACUAUUUCGUCUGCUCGGGCUCCCUGGAGGUGCUGAAGGACGACAUGGUUCUCGCCAUCCUGGGCAAAGGCGACCUCAUCGGGGCCGACCUCCCCGAUCAGGAGCAGGUGAUCAAAACCAACGCGGACGUGAAGGCGCUGACCUACUGUGACCUGCAGUACAUCAGUGUGAGGGCCCUGAGAGAGGUCCUGGGCCUGUACCCAGAAUACAGCAGCCGCUUCAGCUCCGACAUCCACCACAACCUCACCUACAACCUGAGAGAGGGCAGCGAGGCUGAUGGAGCAAAACGAUUUGUGUGGACUCCCAGGUCAUCUCAGGGCCACAUCUCUCUGGACCGAAAACUGCCCUACAUCAUCGAGGCGGACAAUGCAAAGCAUGCGGAACCCUCCAGAUACCCUCAGCAGCGGCGGGUGCCUGUGCUGCAGGGCAUGUCCAGCCCCGACCGCCAGCCCUGCCUCACCUCGCUGCUGGGAGAGGAGCUCCAGCACAUCAGCGCGCUCCACCUCUGCCGGUCGCCCGUUCAGGGAAGCCGCGGCCACAGCCCCUCCCAGCAGCCGUUCAUCCACGAGGAGCUCGCCGCCCCGACUCUGGCCGCUGUCCCGGGUUUAGACCGCCGGCCGACGAAGCUGCUCAUGCCGUCCCUGCCUUGUGUCAGUCCUCUGAACCUGAGCCCCAGAGUCGUGGAUGGAAUUGAGGACAACAGUCCCACGUUUCACUUCAACGUGGAGCACAGCGAGACAAAGACGAACAUCUCUGACCGGUUGCAGGUGAAUGCUAACCUACUGCUGGAGACAGAAGAAGUCAGACAGAACAUCAGCAAGCUGAACAAAGAGGUGAGCGGCUUAAAUCAAGAGGUGUCCAGCUUGGCUAAGGAACUCCACGACAUAAUGCACUUCCUGCAGUCCCACAUGGCCAUGCUCCACUACGCCUCUCCGGUAUCAACGUACUCCUACGGCCUGCAGAUGGUCCCCAACCCCAGUGUCACGACUUCCAGCAACUGGCAGCCCCACGUCCCUCUGAAUAUCUCCACCGGGCCACACCUGCACCGCGAAGCCGUCGGCCGCUCUGCGAGAACCGCGUGGGGCUGCGGCGGACUGUCUCCACAGGGCAGGACCACCACCGUGCUGCACCCGUCGAGCCCGGCGUCGUCCUGUCUGCACCUCUGCUGCUCGGACCGGGAAGGCACGGCGGCCCGCAGGCUGCAGAGCCCAUGCGGCUCAUUUCAGACGCCCAGGUCGACUCCCGGCUCUCCUUACACGGGCCACUCCCAAGCCCAGGGGGGUCCGUCCCUUCUGAGCAUCAGCACCGCCUUCAACGGCUUCCCACUCAUCAGUCAGGCCUCGCAGGUGGGCUACAACCCCCCCACCGUGAGCGGCACCCCCCACCCGCUAUGCUCCACGCUCAAUUCCAGCUGCUCCCACCCGUCUUUUAGCCCUCAGGCCAACCCCGACCCCACGUUUAACCAGAGCAGGUCGCAGACGCCCAUCCAUUCCUCCAUCACCCCGACCGGGCCGCCUCAGUAUCACACUGCCUUCAGCCCCAUGACGCCCUCCAAGGCCCACGCUUCCGUGCACACGGGGCACGGCCCCAGCCAGCGGGCGUCGGUCAGUGGCCCCAGACAGAAUGAGCCGGUAGGGUCGAGUCCCGGGCGCCACACACACGAUCUGUGUGUGGCGCCGAACAGAGACGCUCGAGCUUCGCUGUAUCAGGAGAGGACGGACAAUUCCGACAUACACAGCGUGAGCGGUAAAAGUCUAGCUAUGGAGGAAAUGCCUCACUGA
Molecule: messenger RNA, 3598 nt
Organism: Salarias fasciatus (jewelled blenny)
Lineage: Eukaryota; Metazoa; Chordata; Actinopteri; Blenniiformes; Blenniidae
Gene: kcnh4a
Product: potassium voltage-gated channel, subfamily H (eag-related), member 4a
Exons: 16
Coding region: 41-3598 (1185 amino acids)
Biological process (GO): potassium ion transmembrane transport; regulation of membrane potential
Cellular component (GO): plasma membrane
Molecular function (GO): voltage-gated potassium channel activity
Source: RefSeq, a predicted model, not a curated record